Messenger RNA from Clunio marinus, 1871 nucleotides. The record is from the annotation of a GenBank genome assembly. Lineage: Eukaryota; Metazoa; Arthropoda; Insecta; Diptera; Chironomidae.
AGGAAAAACUUUUCUUUGACGAGUCUUUUAUUUACAUUUCAUGUUUUUAUCACCUUAGCAAUAUUUCAUAGUAUUUACAUUCACUGAAUAAGCUCUCAAAAUAGCUUAUCAGUGUAAAUAUAUUUCAAGACAUGGUUUAUCAACAAAUUAACGACAAUUCCUUCAGAAAAGACAUGUUUCGUGGAGAGAAUAUCAUGCUGUCAACUAGCACGUCAAACAGCAGUUUUCUUAAUCAAAAUGCUGCCAUGGGAGAAUAUACAGACGAUCGUUUGCAAAUUUUGGAUUGUGAAGCAACUCGGACAUACCAGGAACCAAUGUCACAAACAAGAAGAAUUUGUUUCAUUGCUUCUAUCGUUGGUACGAUACUUGUAGUUGUCGUAUUUCUCCUGUUACCAUGUAAAUCUAGUUGUGUAACGAGCGCAGGUUUAUUGAAAACCCGAAACUGGAUGCAUAAUUAUGAGAAAAUGGAGUUUAAAGGAGACAUCAAUACAAUAUCACAACCACUUGAAAGCAAAAAGCACAAAAACAUCGUCUUCAUGUAUCGUUCUGAUAAGAUUUUUCCAGAUCUCAACAAAUCAAAAAAAUCGAAACAAAAAAUAAACGGUGGGAUAGUUGCACUGUCUGGAAAUUCUGGUGAAAUUGUAUGGUCACGUGAGAUGAGUAAUGAACCACGCAGCAUUGAUUGUAACUUAAUUGAUUGUGAUAAUAACGGAACGAAAGAUUGUCUUAUUCUUGAUGAGUUUGGUCAGUUGUCAUGCCUUGAUAGUAAUGGUCACUUCAUUUAUGAUUUUUCAAACUUAAAAACUUCGAAACAGACGCGAAAAGAUCUUCUCGAUUUUCCUCUCAUUCUUCCAGACCUCAAUGGUGAUAAAGUUAAUGAACUCAUGAUGGGAUAUUCAAAUGCAAAAAAUUCUACUACUGAUCUCGUAAUACUCUCCGGUGCCAACGGAAAAAUUUUAUUAAAAAAUACUCAAAACUGUUCUUACAUUCAUAAGCUUCAAAUUGAUACAAAUUUUGUUAUAAAAUUUAUUUGUAUGAUCAAAGAAGACACUGAACAGCAAAUCCUUAAAAACUUAACUGAUUUAUAUAGUCUGGUGUCGAAGAAGCCACUUAAUCUGAAGAAACUUCAACAAGUUUCCAAAAUAAAUCAGCAUAAAUUUUAUGGAAAACGUUCAUCGACGUUGGAACAGACGACAAUAAGCACAGUAGAGGAUAAAAAGCUUGAAAUCGAAAACAAAGGCACAUGGCCUCGUGAAAGCAAAGUUUCUAUCAAUCUCACAAGUGUUGAUGAUGGAGCUAUAAAAAUACAUUUCGAAUACGUUGCAAGUAAAGUUUAUGCCAUGGUACCGGUUCCGUUUAAACUUGACAACAGUAGACAAGGUGAAAAUGUUCACGGGUUUAUCAUCAAAUAUUGGAUAUGGAAUGGAACUGAAGUUAAAUAUAAUCUCGAAAGAAAUCGGUUAAAGCGAUCACCUGAAUCGUUCACUCCCAGUAGUUCUUACAAAACAAAACUUCUUUUCCUAAGAGAAAACAUUAUGUUGAUUGUCUUUAAUAGCACUAACAUGAAAGUAGAAAAUGCGAGUCAAUCGAACAUUGUUCAGUUCUGCCAAAAACAGACAAAAGACAAAACUGGCGAUAAAAAAAAUGAAAGCAUUUGUCAGCCUGAUUUAAAUUAUCAAGAAAAUUCAGUUCUUAUUGCUGAUAUUGAUAACGAUGGGUCCAAGGAACUCAUUUCGUAUUGCUCAACUUUUGUAAACGAAAAUCAUUAUGGUGAUGUUAUUGGAGACCGAUGGAAGCUCAAAACAUUCGUUCAACUUUUUAAACUCGAAACUGAGUUACCUAAACUUUAUUCAGACGUUGAUAUUUAUUAA